AUGCGGUCUUAUUUAGCAGAACGGUAUGUUGAUGAUUUAUCGUGCUGCUUAUGGUUGUUCCGGCUAGACGAGGCCCUUGUCAGUGCUUUCGUAGAGCGAUGGCGUCCGGAGACGCACACGUUCCAUAUGCCGUUCGGAGAGUGCACCAUCACACUCCAGGACGUGGCAUACCAGCUGGGUUUGCCAGUGGACGGCCGUUACGUGAGCGGGUGCUUGUCCGAGUUCCAUAUAUACAUCGAGGGUGGCCGUCCAGCCUGGGUCUGGUUCCAGGAGUUGCUCGGAGUUAUACCUCUUCCCAGUCAGGUUCAGAAGUACGCAGUGAACUGCAGCUGGUUUCAGGAGACUUUCGGUGAGUGCCCUGAGGAUGCAGAUGAUGAGACUAUGCGCCGAUAUGUCCGUGCGUACAUCAUGAUGUUGUUGGGCACGCAGCUGUUUGCGGACAAGUCAGGGAACCGGAUUCACAUCAGAUGGCUUCCGUACGUAGCUAGACUGGAGGAGCUGGGUACAUACAGCUGGGGUUCUGCCACACUGGCUUGGUUGUACCGGUGCAUGUGCCGAGUGGCGAACAGACAUGUUGUCAAUUGCCCUGACAAGGGUGAGUUCCUUUUGCAGUUUCUAUGGAUGCCGUAUAGUACUCCCGACGUACUUCAGGUUGUGCAUCCAGAGGUGUUGGAGCCUAGGCAUAUGGCGUUGUGGCGCUCUGUGACGGCGCUGAUCUACUUUGCUGUGAUAGAGUGGCAUCAGAUAGAUCGUGUUCUUCCGCAGUUUGGUGGGGUUCAGCCCAUUCCGCAUCCCGCCCUGAACAUUGACUUUUUGAUGUCCAAGGACGGUAGAGGCGGCGAUCGAUGGUUCCCGUCUACUUUGCAGAGGUGGCAUCUCCUUUGGGACUCUCGUCAGGACAGUGUGCUGAGGUUCGACGUUGUAGGCGACCCCGGACCUUCGCAUGCGUUCCUUGACUGGUGGCGUCAGCAUGGGAAGAGGUUCUUGUCUCCGGAGUCGCAGUUGGGGGAUCCUAGAGCAGUUCCUAUUCCAUUAGAGGCCUCAUAG
This is a messenger RNA of Arachis duranensis, 1047 nucleotides long. Its product is annotated as serine/threonine-protein phosphatase 7 long form homolog. The coding region runs from base 1 to 1047 and encodes 348 amino acids. Gene Ontology annotation, biological process: meristem development; meristem maintenance. Lineage: Eukaryota; Viridiplantae; Streptophyta; Magnoliopsida; Fabales; Fabaceae. The record is from RefSeq and is a predicted model, not a curated record. The transcript has 2 exons.